AAUAUAUGUUUCUGACUCCUUUGUGCCUCCAGCAGAGUUUGAAAUCAAUUAAUUAAAUGAGCUGAUGUUUUUAUGUUGGUCACCAAAGGACUAGAAAACAGGAGAUAGUAGCAGAGAAAAAAAGGGUUGCAAAAAAAAAAGAAAAAAUGCAGUGGUCACUGGAAAUUGCCCACCCCACUCUCAUCCACUGGCAGGGCUGGGGGAUCAAACCUAGAAUCUUGUAUAUACUACCUCUGAGCUCCAUCCCCAGUCCAGAGAUGACACUUGAGAGCUGCUUUAUGUGGUGCUAUGUAUACCAUGGAUACACAACUCUUACAUCAUAGAAUGAAAAGGCCUUGGAACAGGUUAAGGCCUUGAAGAUGUUAUUUACUCCUCCCAAAUGCUGCCAUCGCCAACUUAGGACAAUCUAUCAUAGAGAGUCGACCGGCACAAAGUCUGUUAGGGAAUUUAUCACUAUUUUAUAUCGACAAGAAAACAAGGGUUGUCAAGGAAAUGUCCACAUUAAAAGAACAGCCAGGGCCAGUGAGAUGGCUCCACUGAAAAAGCGCUUGGUACAUACAUAAGCUUAGUAACCAGAGUUUGAUCCCCAAAACCCAUGAACAUGUUGAAGACUCUACAAAGUUGUCCUCUCGUCUCAACAUACAUCUAAUGGCACUCGCACCCUCACAUACAUCAUGCCCACACACUAAUGAUACAUUAAACAAUCAGAUCAGAGUGGUACAACCUAAGUGCUGCAGUUGGUGGCACAGUGGCCAGGACCUUCACUCUGGAGCUAGAAUCCUGGCAGUUUGUAUACAGAUACCUUUGGUAAAAUGGAUCGGAGAGCAAAUAUUUACCUCGGAACUCAUUACCAAGUGAAUUAAUGUGAGAGAGUACUUCGCACUGGAGUGCAAAGUGUUUAUUAUUGUUGAGCACAGGAAGGGACGGCCACUGGGAGCUUGGUCUCCGCCCCACCUCUGACUCUCGCGGAUCGUGCUUGGGUUUUCUGAGACGCCACGGUAGACAGAUCCGCCCAAAGACGGGCAGAAGGCAUUAGCGCCAUGCGCUUGCGCGAAAUACCAACAGGCAAAAAGGCAGCCACUACACACCAGAAAAGCGCACCUAGGACAGCCUAACGCCUACCAGUGGCCUGCUGCCUACCACUCCAGGCACCACCUCCCAGUGCCUCGCACUGUCUCUCAGUAGAUGGCCAAUAAACAGAGAGCAGGAAGAGGCGGGUGGCCUAAGGAACUGCUCCAAACACCUACUUCGGACCAGUCCAGUCACAAGACCUGGGGAGGGCGGGGCUAACCUGACAACCCAAUCCCACAUUUGAAGGCUGUUACGUCCGGCACUCCGGCGACUUUGACUCCGCCCUUUGCAUUGACGUUUACUUGCCAACCUAUAAACGACUGAGCCUCGGAGGGAGGGGGAAGGAGGCGGAGAGAGGAAGGAGGCGUUGGCUGAGGAGGAAGAGGGAGGAGGGGCAGGGAAGUUCUGGUGGAGAAGAGCCGUAGACGCCGAAGAAGACAACAGGAGGAUACGGCGGAGUUCCUCACUGUCCAGUGGCCUUUCCGGAUCCUUCUAGCUACAAGCCGGUUAGGAACGGAGGAAAGGAGGAAGAGUCUUUUAUGUCGGAGGACAGAGAGAGAAGCUCUAUCCGUCACCGUUGCCUCACAUCCGGGACUUUGGACGGCAGGCUCCGCCCCCUUGCACCUUUCAAGGCUACGGGAGGCGGAGACCUCGUUAAAUCUCCUUAAAGGGGUGGGUACCGAACUCGGCCGACUCCAACGCCAGUCUUAAAGGGGACAGCAGAAGCUGACAAACAACUCCUGCUGGAAGAAUUGGGGCAAGUGGAGUUUUCCUACCUCCUGCCCCACGCAAGAAGUUCAUUAAAUUCAUCUUAAAGGGGAAGUGACAGCCUGUGAAGGGCUAGAAACUUAGCUACGCUCUCUAAAAAGGGACGACUCGCUGUUUGAAGGCCUCUGGACUCUUUAAAGGGGUGGCCUCUUUCAGCCGGAGGACUUGAGACACUUUUAAAGGGGAAGUCGUGCUUUCCGCCCCUUUUAAAGGGGUGGUCCUUCCUCUUCCUCUGGGAGACUUGCCUCGACCCCUGGCACGGGGCCGCCACCGCACUAGACCAGCCGGACACGGUGGAGUCGUCUUAAAGGGGCCGGGGGCUGGACAAUUUGAGGCCUCGCCUUAAAGGGACGGCCGCCCAGUUUUAGUCGUCGCGGCCCCGCCAGCCCUACAGGGGGGGCCUUCAGGCUUGUCGCCCCGGGGGCGGCGCCGGCUCUCUGGGCCUUGGCCUUGGGGCAAGCCAGAGGCCAGCGGAUCCUGUUUUAAAGAGGAAGCCGGAGCUCUCCCGUCCCUGUGCAAGCGCCAGCGCCGCGCUCGCGACCCGGGGCCUGUGGACAGGCCGCUUCGGGCCCCGCCGCCUCCGGAUGCGGCGCUGAGGGCCGUCACCAUGGAGACGGCCGCGGCCCCAGGCCCGGGCUGGGCAGCUGAAGGGGAGCGGCGACGGAGACGCUGCUCGCGGCGAGACCGUGAUCGGGAGCAGCGGCGCCGCCGAGGUCCAGGCGGUGACGCGCCCCGGGCCUUGUUGGCCGCCCCGCGAGGCUCUUCAUCCUCCUCGUCACCGCCGCCGCCCGCCCGUCCCUGGUCGUCAGCUUCAUCUGGAGAGCGGCCUGGGGGCCUACGACGGCGGCGGCCCCGACCCAGGCCUCGACCCCCGAGACCGCGAGCUCGGAAGCGGCCUGCCGGUUCGGGCAGCCGCGGAGAGGAAGAGGACGAGGAGGAAGAGGGGGGCGCAGACGACGGAGAAGCCGAGGAGGAGCCUGAGGAGGAGGAAGAGGAGGAAGACCUGAUCGAUGGUUUUGCCAUCGCUAGCUUUGCCAGCCUUGAGGCCUUGCAGAAGGAUGCAUCUCUUCAGCCCCCAGAACGACUGGAACAUCGGCUGAAGCAUUCUGGGAAACGGAAGAGGGGGGGCUCCAGUGGGGCCACUGGGGAACCAGGGGACAGCUCAGACCGUGAGCCUGGCCGACCCUCUGGGGAUAGGCCCCGUAAAUGGCCCAAUAAGCGAAGAAGGAAAGAGGCCUUCUCCCGUCACUCUCUGGAAGCUGGAUAUAUAUGUGACGCAGAAAGUGAUCUGGAUGAGAGGGUCUCAGAUGAUGACCUCGACCCUUCCUUCACUGUCUCGACCAGCAAAGCCUCGGGUCCUCAUGGCACCUUCAAUGGGAACUGUGAAGCAAAACUGUCUGUGGUCCCUAAAGUGUCGGGCCUGGAGCGGAGCCAAGAGCAGCCCCCGGGGCCCGACCCGCUGCUAGUGCCUUUCCCCCCAAAGGAUCCACCACCUCCACCAGCCCCUCGGCCUCCUGUCUCAUCCCCUACACCCUUACCAGCUACCCCCAGUCUGCCACCCCCACCCCAGCACCAGCUGCAGCUUCGGGUCUCACCCUUCGGCCUCCGAAGUUCUCCCUAUGGCAGCAGCCUGGACCUCAGCACUGGCAGCUCUUCACGGCCGCCCCCCAAGGCCCCGGCCCCUCCCGUGGCUCAGCCUCCCCCCUCAUCAUCCUCUUCGUCCUCCUCCUCCUCAUCUGCCUCCUCCUCGUCCGCGCAGCUCACCCACCGGCCCCCGACGCCCUCACUGCCCCUGCCUCUGUCCACCCACAGCUUUCCUCCCCAUGGGUUGCGCCCACCACCACCCCACCACCCUUCCUUGGUCUCCCCUGGCCCCACCCUGCCCCCACCCCCACCUCUGCUGCAGGUGCCAGGGCACCCUGGGGCCUCAGCUGCUAACGCCCUUUCUGAGCAGGACCUGAUCGGCCAGGACCUGAACUCACGCUACCUGAAUGCCCAGGGUGGCCCUGAGGUGGUGGGAGCAGGGGGCUCGGCCCGGCCCCUGGCCUUCCAGUUCCACCAGCACAACCACCAGCACCAGCACACCCACCAGCACACCCACCAGCACUUCACUCCCUACCCCCCGGGCCUGCUGCCUCCCCACGGCCACAUGCCGUACAUGGCCUUCCCUCCCGCUGUGCCCGGGCUCCCUCCGGGUCUCCCACCAGCUGUCUCCUUUGGCUCCCUGCAGGGGGCCUUCCAGCCCAAGAACACGAACCCUGAGCUGCCACCACGACUGGGGCCAGUGCUGAGCGGGCUACCCCAGAAGGGGACACAGAUCCCUGAUCAUUUCCGGCCACCUUUGAGGAAACCAGGAAAAUGGUGUGCCAUGCACGUUCGUGUGGCUUACAUGAUCCUGAGACACCAGGAAAAGAUGAAGGGUGACUCCCACAAGCUUGACUUUCGGAACGACCUCCUACCCUGCCUUCCGGGGCCCUAUGGGGCCCUGCCCCCUGGGCAGGAGCUCUCCCACCCGGCCUCUCUCUUCACUGCGACUGGAGCCGUCCAUGCUGCAGCCAAUCCUUUCACAACAGCUCCUGGGGCCCAUGGACCCUUCUUGAGCCCCAGUACCCACAUUGAUCCCUUUGGGCGUCCCACAAGCUUUGCCUCCUUGGCUGCUCUCUCCAACGGGGCCUUUGGAGGCCUGGGCAGCCCCACAUUCAACUCCAGCGCCGUCUUUGCCCAGAAAGAAAGCCCAGGAGCCCCACCAGCCUUUGCCUCCCCACCAGACCCAUGGGGCCGCCUGCACCGCAGUCCUCUUGCCUUUCCUGCUUGGGUCCGUCCCCCUGAAACUGCCCGGACACCAGGCUCAGAUAAGGAGCGACCUAUGGAGCGAAGAGAGCCCUCUGUCACCAAGGAGGAGAAGGACAGGGACCUCCCUUUCUCACGGCCUCAGCUUCGAGUUUCUCCUGCUACUCCUAAGGCCAGGGCUGGCGAGGAAGGAGCCCGACCAGCCAAAGAGUCUGUGCGGGUAAAAGAAGAGCGGAAAGAAGAGGCUGCUGCUGCUGCCGCCGCCGCUGCUGCCGCUGCAGCUGCUGCUGCUGCUGCCGCUGCUGCCGCUGCUGCAACCACUGGGCCUCAAGGUCUUCACUUGCUUUUGGAGAGGCCUCGGCCACCCCCAUUUCUUGGCCCUAGCCUGCCAGAGCGCUGUGCAGGCUUCCCAGAGCCAACCUGGUUGGCAGGGCCCCCACGCCUGGCCAGGCCACCACGCUUCUAUGAGGCAGGUGAGGAGUUGACUGGACCAGGGGCCAUGGCUGCUGCCCGCCUCUAUAGUCUAGACCCUGCUCAUCCACUGCUAUACAGCCGUUUGGCUCCUCCACCACCACCUACUGCAACUCCAGGAACCCCUCACCUUCUCAGCAAGACCCCACCAGGAGCCCUUUUAGGAGCACCACCACCUCUUGUGCCCGCCCCCCGGCCCAGUUCCCCACCUAGGGCCCCUGGCCCAGCCCGGGCUGACAGGUGAGGAGAGGUGAGGGGCAGGGGCAAAGCUCCACCCCCUUUCCCCAUACCUUGUGACAAAAGUCCUAGGGCUGAAGUUUUUAAGCCAGGGUUGGAAGGCAAAGGUCACAAUUUCAUGGUCAUCUCUGAAGUCAUGGACCUGGGAAUAGAAUCCCCAGACCCCCCCCCCCCACACACACACACAUACACACACACACACACACACACACACACGCAAGUAUCUCGUGGACUGUGGGGUCACUGGGAGGACAGAGGUCACUAGCCUCUAGAGAGAAGUGUGUGCGUGUGCAUGAGGGGGUUAUUUCAGAGGUUAUGGCUCAUGACUUAAGGUGCACCAAUGCCCCCUCUAAGGGCCUCUAGGCCCUUGGCCUGCCUCCCCAAGGGCUCACUAAGCCAGAGGCCAAAGUGCCCCCCUCCCUUUCGCCUACCACCCAAGUUCUCAUGCCCUCCGAGGGCUGAGGAAGGAGGAACUAAAGGAAUAGGGGUUUCAUGUACAUAUUUAUCACCCCUUCCACAAAUCCCCCAGACCUUUUGUACAUUUUUACAGGGGUGCCCCUCCCUAUAAUUCCCUUCCUGGUUAAUUAAAUCCUCAGACUGGUGCUGUGUUCCUAGCCUCUGGCCUCUCUAACCUCUGGUAGGGUGUCCCAGGGAAGAGCCUGGAGAGGACAGGCAGGGACCCAGGGCUUGACCCUGGGUAUGUGGGAUCCAGAAGGAGGUAGACCAACGGGGAAAGGGACCUAGACUAUAAGCUGGAGGGAAGAGCAAUAGGACCUGGCUGUCAGCCCAGGCUUCUCUAGACUUGUUCCUAUUAAUUCUGUGUGGCCCACAGCUCUAAGAAGGCUCAGCCUUUAAGCUUCAGAUUCCACCUUUUAAUGGCUAAGUCCCUACCACCACCCCAUUUCUAAGUGCCCCCCAGGAUUCCUGGGCCCUGUUCCACAGAAACCUGUCCCAAACUAAGGGAGGGAGAGGUGGCCAGAGAAGGCCACCGUGAAACACACACCAAAGAAGGGGGUUGGUUCAGGGGUGGGCAACAUAGGCAGCUUCUUUAGCAGCCUCCCAGCAGCAGCCCCAGGCUUCCCAAAGCAGCAGGCACCUCCAGGCUGGGCCCCAAAUAGAAGGCAGGGCUCAGUUUAACAAAACCAUAACGUUGACUUUUUCCCCAGUGGGGCUUAUUCUGUAACAUGACUUGCGAAUAUUUAUAUAAAAAUGAGUGUUACAAUGAGAUUACCCCCUA
This is a messenger RNA of Mus musculus (house mouse), 6574 nucleotides long. RefSeq names its product fibrosin (gene Fbrs). The coding region runs from base 2447 to 5344 and encodes 965 amino acids. The transcript has 17 exons. Lineage: Eukaryota; Metazoa; Chordata; Mammalia; Rodentia; Muridae. The record is from RefSeq and is a predicted model, not a curated record. Gene Ontology annotation, biological process: signal transduction.